AGGGGGUGCCGUGGGGUUUUGAUUUUCCCUGGCCAAUGGAGAUGGCUCUCCGGGCGCAGACCCCGCUCUGCUCCCGGAGCCGCCCGCUGCUCCUCGUGCGCGCCGCCGCCGUCCCCGGCCUCGCGCAGUCUAUCGUAAAGUGCAGCAGGUUUACGAGAAGCAGGCUCGUUCGAUGCAUGGUGGCAAGUUCAGAUUAUCCUAAGAGGAAUCCGAGGAGAUCGUCAGCUCCUAAGCCCAAGGGCACUGCCUCUAGAGGAUAUGCUCCAAGACCUUCUGCCGAUUCUUGGACCUCCACCAAGAAGAUUGAACAUGGCAGCGCUGAUGAAGACGGUGAUCUUGGCAGAAGCAACGGGACGCUCAGUGGUGACGCAACAGAGCAGGCAAGUACCGCGGAAGAAGAAUCUGGGGUGGAAUUUGCAGGAAAUGUUUCUAGCAGCGCGGGGCUGGAAGGUGUGGCCGAGACUGAAGAAGAGGCUGACCAAAAUCAGCCUCCUGCAUUGUCUUCCACAUCCAUGGAUGUUGAGUCAGUUAAUGAAGCAACAGAGCAGACAAUUAUCGGAGAUGAAUCAUCUGUGGUGGACUUCUCAGGAAAUGUUUCUGGCAGCGUGGCAUUGGAGGUAGUGGAUGAGUCUGAGACUGAAGAAGAGGCUGACCAGAAGCAGUCAUCAUCAUUGGCUUCCACCUCUAUGGAUUCCGAGUCAAUUGACAGGGAACUUGAGGGGUACCGUGCCAGAAUAAAUGCACUGGUGGGUGCGAGCACUCAAGAACAGGACCAAUCGAUUAUUGGUGUUCAUGACCAAGAUAAAUCGGUAAUUAGUCCCAAUGAGCAAGACAUAUCAGCCGUUGACGUUCCUGAACAAGGCCUGUCAGGUGUUGGUGUUACCAGAGAAGAUCCAACAAAACAAACCACCAGCAAACAGGAAAUCACUGAAGCAGCAGUGGAGGAGAUAUCCAGCAAGAAUUUCGUGGCGAGAAAACAUUCUAUAUCAGGAGAUGGCGUUGAGGCAAGUAAAAAUGCCAAUCAACAGCCUUUGGUUGAUGGCGAUGAACUGAAGAUAACAGAGGACGAAGAACAGCAUGAACCAGAGAUGCAAGAAUAUGUACGGAAGGAUGUUGAUCUUCAAGCGCUAAAGCGAAGGCUUGAAGAGCUUGCAGAUGGAAAUUAUUCGAUUGGGAAUAAGUGUUUUGUUUUUCCUGAAUUGGUGAAAGCUGAUUCAGUUAUUGAUCUUUACUUAAAUCGUAGCAUGUCUGCCUUAGCAAGUGAGCCUGAUAUUCUUAUCAAAGGGGCAUUCAAUGGUUGGAGAUGGAACCAUUUCACUGAAAGAUUGCAUAAAAGUGAAUUAUCAGGGGAUUGGUGGUGUUGUAAGCUAUACAUACCCAAGCAGGCAUACAGAUUAGACUUUGUGUUCUUUAAUGGUGACACCGUCUAUGAAAAUAAUAGUUAUAAUGAUUUCGUCCUGCAUAUAGAAAGUGACAUUGAUGAACACUCAUUUGAGGACUUCUUGCUUGAAGAAAAGCAGAGGGAACUUGAAAGGCUUGCUGCAGAAGAAGCUGAAAGAGAAAGACAAGCCGAGGAGGAGCGCCGGAAGGAGGAAGAAAGGGCCGCAAUGGAGGCUGAUAGGGCACAAGCAAAGGCUGAGGUCGAGAUGACGAGGAAUAACUUGCAGCAUGUGUUGGGUUUAGCCAGCAGAUAUGCCAAUAAUCUAUGGUAUAUAGAGCCUAACACAUACAAAGGAGGGGAUAGGGUCAGAUUAUACUAUAAUCGAAGCUCGGGACCACUAAAGCAUAAAAAUGAGAUUUGGUUGCAUGGGAGUUACAAUAACUGGACUGAUGGGCCCUCUAUUGUUGAGAGGCUAGUCAAAUCUGACGAACAGGAUGGUGACUGGUGGUAUGCAAAUGUUACUUUACCUGAAAGCGCAUUGGUGUUGGACUGGGUUUUUGCUGAUGGACCACCUGGGAACGCAAGGAAGUAUGAUAACAAUGGGAAGCGAGAUUUCCAUGCUGCUGUUUCAAAGAGCAUAUCCGAGGACUUGUUUUGGGUGAAAGAAGAACAUAGGAUAUUUGAAAGGCUUCAGCGAGAAAGAAAAGAGAAGGAGGAUGCUGGUCGGAGAAAGGCUGAGAUAACUGCAAGGAUGAAAGCUGAGAUGAAGGAGAAGACUAUGAGAGAGUUUCUUCUCUCACAGAAACACAUUGUGUAUACUGAGCCACUUGAAGUACGUGCAGGAAUGACAGUUGAUGUUCUAUACAAUCCUUCUAACACAGUGCUGAAUGGAAGUCCAGAAGUUUGGUUCAGAUGUUCCUUUAACCGUUGGACUCAUCCAAGUGGUCCUUUGCCACCGCAAAAGAUGGUGAAUGCAGAAAAUGGUUCACACUUACAAGCUACAGUCAGGGUUCCUUUGGAUGCAUAUAUGAUGGACUUUGUUUUCUCUGAGUCGGAAGAAGGUGGGAUGUAUGACAACCGGGAUGGGAUGGACUAUCAUAUUCCUGUGUCUGAUUCCAUGGCAAAGGAACCACCUAUGCAUAUUGUGCACAUUGCAGUAGAAAUGGCUCCUAUUGCAAAGGUUGGGGGCCUGGGCGACGUUGUUACUAGUCUUUCACGAGCUAUUCAAGAUUUAGGCCACAAGGUUGAGGUUGUUUUUCCAAAGUAUGACUGUUUAAACCUAAGCAAUGUGAAGGAUUUACAUUGCCGUCAAAGUUUUACUUGGGGUGGUACAGAGAUAAAAGUAUGGUUUGGAAAGGUUGAAGGCAUCUCUGUUUAUUUCUUGGAACCGCAGAAUGGGAUGUUUUGGGUUGGAUGUGUCUAUGGAAGGAACGAUGAAAGUAGAUUUGGCUUCUUUUGUCAUUCUGCCCUGGAGUUUCUUCUCCAGAGUGGCUCUUCUCCAGAUAUCAUACACUGUCAUGAUUGGUCAAGUGCUCCAGUUGCUUGGCUGUACAAGCAACAUUAUGUUCAUAAUGGGCUGCCAAAUGGUCGGGUUGUAUUUACCAUCCACAAUCUUGAAUUUGGAGUACAUCACAUCGGCAAAGCAAUGGCACAUUGUGAUAAGGCUACAACUGUUUCAUACACAUAUUCAAAGGAAGUGUCUGGGCAUGGUUCUAUUGCUCCUCAUUAUUUCAAAUUCCAUGGCAUUCGUAAUGGAAUUGAUUCUGAUAUUUGGGAUCCCUAUAAUGACAACUUCAUCCCGGUCCAUUAUACUUCUGAGAAUGUUGUUGAGGGUAAGAGUUCUGCAAAAAGGGCAUUACAGGAGAAGCUUGGCUUACAUCAAACUGAUUCCCCUCUAGUCGGAAUCAUCAGUCGGCUUACAGCCCAGAAGGGAAUUCACCUUAUCAAACAUGCAAUUUAUCGAACUCUUGAACGCAAUGGACAGGUGGUUUUACUAGGCUCAGCUCCAGAUCAUCGCAUACAAGGUGACUUUAGCAACUUAGCUAGUAAACUUCACGGUGAAUUUGAUGGUCGCGUGAAGCUUUGUUUAACUUAUGAUGAGCCACUAUCACAUUUAAUAUAUGCUGGUGCCGACUUCAUUCUUGUGCCUUCCAUUUUCGAACCUUGCGGUUUAACACAACUUACUGCUAUGCGGUAUGGAUCCAUCCCAAUUGUUCGGAAAACUGGAGGCCUUUAUGACACGGUUUUUGAUGUGGACGAUGAUAAGGAUCGGGCCCGUGAACAAGGCCUUGAGCCAAACGGAUUCAGCUUCGAAGGAGCUGACAGCAAUGGCGUAGAUUAUGCUCUUGACAGGGCGAUCACGACAUGGUACGACGCCCGCGGCUGGUUCCACUCCCUCUGCAAGCGGGUCAUGGAGCAGGAUUGGUCCUGGAAUCGGCCUGCUCUGGACUACAUGGAACUGUACCAUUCCGCGCGCAAGAACUGAAACUUUGAGCUGGCGGGGAGAGUAACAAAUGAAGUUCAGGGAGUGUGUUUGCCAGGUUUCGCGACAUGCCAAUGCCUCACUGUAUAUGCCGUUAUCCGGAAAGCCAUUCUUCCGUCAAAUGGGCUCUGAGGAGAAGUAUAGGGCUUCUGCGUCCCUCUGCGAGAGGCUGAAAUGUGAGCUGUUUACUUCAUCCAUUGAUCAUGAUAUUGCAGCAUGCAACGCGCACGCACACGACAAAUGUGGCACACGGGAAAGUUUGUUCCAGCGAGAGUCUUCAGUUUUUUGCAACAUGUACCGAUGCAAAUAUGUUCCCAUUUUACGGUUCUGUAGUUCUUCAGAUGUACAUAUUUUGUAAGCUGUUUGCUAGAUUCUUAGGGCCGGCCCACGCUCAGUGUAGUUUGAUUUUCUGCCUCGUCUAAAUAACAAAGUGCAUAUCAAAUGGUGUA
Messenger RNA from Hordeum vulgare subsp. vulgare (domesticated barley), 4312 nucleotides. RefSeq names its product starch synthase 3, chloroplastic/amyloplastic-like. Bases 36 to 3866 code for a protein of 1276 amino acids. The transcript is spliced from 16 exons. NCBI's taxonomy places the organism in Eukaryota, Viridiplantae, Streptophyta, Magnoliopsida, Poales, Poaceae. Gene Ontology annotation, molecular function: starch binding; alpha-1,4-glucan glucosyltransferase (UDP-glucose donor) activity. The record is from RefSeq and is a predicted model, not a curated record.